Molecule: messenger RNA, 1584 nt
Organism: Microsporum canis CBS 113480
Lineage: Eukaryota; Fungi; Ascomycota; Eurotiomycetes; Onygenales; Arthrodermataceae
Product: ATP-dependent RNA helicase DBP8
Exons: 2
Coding region: 1-1584 (527 amino acids)
Molecular function (GO): ATP binding; RNA helicase activity; nucleic acid binding
Source: RefSeq, a predicted model, not a curated record
AUGGCUGGCUCUCCGAGUUCAGACUCGGAUUCUGAAGGGUCGCGCUCUGAGGUGUCGUCGGUUGCCCAAGAUGAGGUAGCCGUGCUAGACGAGAGGCCACAAAAAAGACAACGACUCUCAGAUUCCUCCGAAGACUGCCCAAUAGCUCCAACGACGCCAUUCCCAGUUCAGACUCUUUCGCGGAUUAAAAAGAAAGAUGUGAAAAGUGAAAAAUGUGAGGAGGAGAAUACGUCUCUAGCCGAUCCCGUCACUGCCAACGAUGCGUUCGCGAUGGGCCUUCAGUCGGCAGACUCCUCGUUUGCUUCUCUCGGCCUUGCCCCGUGGCUGGUUAGCUCACUGAAGGCUAUGGAAAUCAAGAGACCAACGGCGAUUCAGAAAUGCUGCAUACCAGAAAUAAUCAAGGGGAGAGAUUGUAUAGGUGGGAGUAGGACUGGCUCCGGAAAAACUGUUGCAUUCGCAGCUCCAAUACUCCAUAAGUGGUCUGAGGAUCCGUUUGGGAUUUUUGCUGUCGUAUUAACUCCAACAAGAGAGCUUGCCCUUCAAAUCUUCGAACAGAUUAAAGCCAUUUCAGCGCCGCAGUCUCUCAAACCUCUUCUAAUAACUGGAGGAAGCGAUAUGCGCCCUCAGGCCAUUGGGCUCUCUCAACGGCCUCACAUAGUUAUUGCGACGCCAGGGCGACUUGCGGACCACAUAAAGUCGUCUGGAGAGGAUACCAUCGUUGGACUGAAACGCGUCCGUAUGGUAGUCCUCGAUGAGGCAGAUCGCCUUCUUUCGAGUGGGCCGGGGAGCAUGCUUCCUGACGUGGAGACCUGUUUAUCCGCCCUUCCGCCGUCAACAAAUCGUCAGACUCUUCUAUUUACUGCGACAGUAACUCCUGAGGUACGGGCGCUGAAGUCGAUGCCUCGGGCAAAGAAUCGACCGCCGAUCUUUGUCACCGAGAUAUCGACGGAAAAUACAACGAUACCCCCAACACUGAAACAGAGCUAUCUCCAGGUGCCGCUGAACCACCGUGAGGCCUUUUUACAUGUUCUGCUAUCAACCGAGGGGAAUUCCUCCAAAUCCACUAUUAUCUUUUGUAACCGGACAAAAACAGCCGACCUGUUAGAACGUAUGCUCCGUCGACUAUCACAUCGAGUCACUUCACUUCACAGCCUUUUACCUCAGUCGGAGCGAGUAGCCAAUCUCUCCCGUUUCCGUGCCUCGGCAGCUCGGUUGCUUGUUGCCACCGAUGUAGCAGCUCGUGGUUUGGAUAUUCCGUCUGUUGGGCUGGUAAUCAACUUUGAUGUCCCUAGGAAUCCCGAUGACUAUAUUCAUCGGGUUGGUCGUACAGCUCGAGCUGGGCGAGAGGGUGAAGCUAUAACACUCGUUGGACAAAGAGAUGUUCAGCUAGUUUUGGCAAUCGAGGCUCGUGUUGGUAAGCAAAUGGUCGCAUGGGAGGAACCAGGGGUGAAUCUUGAAUCUCGAAUUGUGAAGAGUACGGUUUUGAAAGAAGUUGGCUCAACAAAACGAGAGGCGAUGGGUGAAAUUGACGAGGGUAGAGAUAUAUUAGGCCGCAGGGUCAGGAAACUGAAAAAAGUCCGUUAG